Vespula vulgaris is the source of this 693-nucleotide messenger RNA. Its product is annotated as thioredoxin domain-containing protein 17-like. Lineage: Eukaryota; Metazoa; Arthropoda; Insecta; Hymenoptera; Vespidae. Gene Ontology annotation, cellular component: cytosol. The coding region runs from base 241 to 621 and encodes 126 amino acids. The transcript has 3 exons. Gene Ontology annotation, molecular function: protein-disulfide reductase [NAD(P)H] activity. The record is from RefSeq and is a predicted model, not a curated record.
AGUUUAGUAAAAUGUUUUCUUCGACUGUGCCAGUUUUUAUCACGUGCCGAUUAUUUUUCGAUCAGACAUCGUAAACUGAACUGAAACAAUAGAUUCGUUAUCACUAUAUUUAAAGAGAUAAAACGUAUUACAUUUAUAAUAAGAUUACACAAAUUUCUUCUUUGCUUCGCAUCGACAAAGUAUCGUUAUUUGGACUAGAAAAAAACGUUUUGUUUGUAUAAUUAAAAGAAAUCACGCAAAAUGACUAUUCGUCAUCACGUUAUAGGAUACGAAAACUUUUUAAACUUUUUUGAAAAUUUUCAGUCCAAAGAAUCGAUUUUUGUGUUAUAUACCGGUACAAAGCUUGAAAAUGGUAAAAGUUGGUGUCCCGAUUGUGUAGAAGCGGAGCCGUUUAUAGAAGCUGGAUUACAAGUACUGACUGAGACAUCCCAUUUUGUUGUAGUUGAAGUAGGAGAUAGAGCAUUUUGGAAAGAUCCUAAUUGUAUAUUCCGUAAAGAUAAUAAAACUCAAUUAAAAGUGUUACCAACAUUGGCUAAAUGGGGAACUCAAAAACGUUUACAAGGUAGUGAGUGUCAAAGUGAAGAACUUCUUAAUAUGUUAUUCACAGAGAAAGAUGAUUAAAAUUGGCCAUUUUAUAUGAUGUUACUGUUCUAUAAUACAAAACAGUAUUGAAUAUAAGAAUUACUUUUCUUA